AUGGCCAUAGCACCCAACAGGUCCAAAUAUGGUUCAAAACCAACCCGCAAGAAUACAACACCAUCAUCGGUACGAUCGGGAAUUGAAAAACUGAAGGAAGAGUCAUGUUCCAAACAUUUGAAUGAUCGUCAUUCCGAGGGCUUUGCAGAAAAGCCUAGCCAACAUUUCCCACUUCCAAAAUUUCCCAAGUCAUACAAACAUGGUCCACAACAUGUCCCAGAUGACCUUUCUCAAGUGGAUGAAUUAUAUGUGUUUGACAUGUACUUUUCAGAUUUGAUUACACAUCUUGCUGAUGAAACGAAGUCUCGGUUUGAAAAAGAAAAUAUUGAAUCCAGUCAUUUCAAUAGCACUAACAUACUGCAAUAUUUAACUGCUCACAUUAGUUUAGGAAUAGUUAAUUAUGAGUCUAUUGCCGAUGCAUGGUCGGAUCCUGAUAGUUCUUAUUAUUUACUUGGGAAUGAAUUUUUACGAAAGGUUUGCUCCAAAGAUUUAUAUAGCCAUUGCAAUAGAUAUUUAUCCGCUGAUAUGGAAUAUGUUCGACAAUUAGUUCCACAAGUAUCUCAAAAAUAUUGGAAUUUAUACCCUAUUGCUUGUAUUGAUGACAAUUUUUAUAGAUGGACUGGUCAAGGAUUUCACAAGCAAAAAAUUGAUAAAAAGACGAACCACACAGGCAUAUUAUCUUGGGAAGUAGUUGACCAGAUGCAUUAUGUAUAUGAUGCAGCGUUCAGUUAUACGAUUGAUCAAUCAGCAAAUCCAAACGAAAAUUUUGGUGACUGUAUGUUGAAAAGAUUAGUGGACAAAAUACCACGCUUCCCAUUUGUAUUCGUGAUUAACGCUGGUUCCCUUGGUAGCCUGGCAACUGCCAAAUACUUGCACUCUCACAAGCACAAGUUUGUCAUUAAUUGUAGAAAUGAUAGACCUACUUUUCUAUGGGCAGCUCUUAAUCGAAAUAUCAAUUUACACACGUAUCAUUUUCUAGGUGCACCCAAAUAUACUGCAAUUAGUCAUUAUUUCAAAAAAAGUGGAUCUGGUAAGAUAACAAUGAGUUUUCUGACUAAUUUGAACCAUAUACUUGAUACUACUCAAAUCACAACAUUUGAAAAGGCACACGGUAAAAAGAAUAUAGAUGCUCCAGCUAUUGUACAAUUUUACAGCAAAAAUCGUGGAUUUGUGAAUGAGCGCAAGGCUAUUGAAAAUAGAUGUCGAAAUAAGGCAAAAGCAGUUCAUGGAUGGAGGGUUGAGCUGGAUACUUGGAUAUAUAUGUUGCUCACAAAUGCUUUUAUAUGGUAUUCUGUUGCAACACAACAACAACAUUCAAAGUAUUCUUUUGGCAAUUUUCUUAAGAAUUUAAUAAGGCAACUUGGAUUAAGGCUCGAAGUUAACAUUGUCCAUAAACGGGAAUAUAUUGCUCCAUCUUUAACCAGUCCCAAAGACACCUUAGAAAUACACUCUAUGUUCAAUACGGGUGACAGCAAGCCUUGUGUCUUGUGUGGCCACAAGACCACUUUUGCUUGCAAAACUUGUAAGGAAAUGACAGGGAAAAUUUUACACUUUUGUGUUGUACAUGACAGACUUUGUUUUAUUCAACACUCCAAUACCAAUUUAUCAAUACACAAACACUAA
Naegleria lovaniensis is the source of this 1623-nucleotide messenger RNA. RefSeq lists its product as uncharacterized. The transcript is spliced from 2 exons. The record is from RefSeq and is a predicted model, not a curated record. Lineage: Eukaryota; Heterolobosea; Eutetramitea; Acrasida; Naegleriidae. Bases 1 to 1623 code for a protein of 540 amino acids.